This is a messenger RNA of Phytophthora sojae, 336 nucleotides long. RefSeq lists its product as hypothetical. The record is from RefSeq and is a predicted model, not a curated record. NCBI's taxonomy places the organism in Eukaryota, Oomycota, Peronosporomycetes, Peronosporales, Peronosporaceae. The annotation marks the transcript as partial. The transcript has a single exon.
GGGGGCUUACUCCCUAACUGCGACGUGGGCAUCUACAAGUCGUUCAAGGACAUCAUGUCGAAGCUGAUCGAGGAAUGGAAGAGGUCCGGCAAGGUCACCUACCCUAAAGCCGGUAACCCAAAAGAUCCCGACAUCAUCUUGGUGACGUCGUGGCUCUCACAGGCUGGGAAGAAACCCCGCUCAAAGUCGUCGAGCGUGCAGGCAUGCAGUUUCAACGACGACUCAAGUCAGUGGCACAUCUCGAAGCACGACGUUUACGACUCAAAAUUCGGGCGGCGUGGGAGUUGCAAGAAGGCGCUGACACUAGGUAGGGCUCAGAGAGCGGCGCGUUCGUGA